UCUAAAUCUUUCCAUAUUCCCCAUCUUCACAUGCACCCUCUCUCGCAACAUUAGCAAAUAGCAGGAGAAGAGAAAAAAAAAGAAAAAAGAAAAAAAUCCACAACAAAGAAAAAAUACAGAGAGAGAGAGAGAGAGAGAGAGAGGGAGAGAAAGAAAACAAGAAAUAUUUAUUUCUGGACGUGAAUUUGGUAGAAAAAUAUGACCAGCAUUUUGGAGGUGGAGCGUGACAAGUAUAGCAUGAUUAACUUUGAAGAGACGGAGCUCCGCCUGGGAUUACCAGGUGGAAGUGCCGGAAAUGAUGGUGAGCUGGCAGCCAAGAAUGGUGGGAAGAGAGGGUUCUCAGAAACCGUUGAUUUGAAGCUCAAUCUAUCUUCCAAGGAAUCUGCUGGAAAGAAUGAAGUUGAUGAGAAGAUGAAGAAUAAGAGUGUUGUUCCUCCCUCUAAUGAUCCUGCAAAGCCACCAGCCAAGGCACAAGUGGUGGGAUGGCCACCCGUCCGAUCAUUCCGAAGGAACAUCGUGAACGUCCAGAAGAACAGUAACGACGAAGCCGACAAGGCUAGCGGCAGUACUGCAGCCUUUGUUAAGGUUAGCAUGGAUGGUGCACCAUAUUUACGUAAGGUGGACUUGCGGCUCUACAAGAGCUACCAGGAACUUUCUGAUGCCCUAGGCAAAAUGUUCAGCUCCUUCACCAUUGGUAAUUGUGGAUCACAAGGGAUGAAGGAUUUCAUGAACGAGAGCAAAUUGAUAGAUCUCUUGAAUGGUUCCGAGUACGUGCCAACUUACGAGGACAAGGAUGGAGAUUGGAUGCUUGUUGGUGACGUGCCAUGGGAGAUGUUUGUUAAUUCAUGCAAGCGCUUGCGGAUAAUGAAAGGAUCUGAAGCAAUUGGACUUGCACCAAGAGCGGUGGAGAAAUGCAAGAACAGAAGCUGAAAGUGGGGGGUUUUUCCGAUCUGUUCUUUCCGACCGGCUCGAGAGAGGCCGAGCAGGGGGGUUUGGAUGUGUCUGUUGUACCAUGUCUUUUUGUUUCCUCUUUUCUUUUUCUUUUUUUAAUAUUUAGAAGCAUAUGAGAGACAUAUUAAUGGAGAUUUGUUAGGGAACAAGAAGCAAAUAAUAUAGAAGAUGUUUAUAAGACCUUGCUCAUGUUCAUGUGUAUUAAUUUUUCUUUUUCUUUUUCUUUUUCUUUUUUAAUGGUUUGUAUAAUAAAAAUGUCAACGUUUUCUUGUUGUCA
Messenger RNA from Corylus avellana, 1228 nucleotides. It is a transcript of the gene IAA16, whose product is annotated as indoleacetic acid-induced protein 16. Gene Ontology annotation, cellular component: nucleus. Lineage: Eukaryota; Viridiplantae; Streptophyta; Magnoliopsida; Fagales; Betulaceae. Gene Ontology annotation, biological process: regulation of DNA-templated transcription. The record is from RefSeq and is a predicted model, not a curated record.